Molecule: messenger RNA, 990 nt
Organism: Benincasa hispida (wax gourd)
Lineage: Eukaryota; Viridiplantae; Streptophyta; Magnoliopsida; Cucurbitales; Cucurbitaceae
Source: RefSeq, a predicted model, not a curated record
AUGAUCAUCCCUGCAGAGAAAUAUUUCCCUGCUACAGCCUCUUACCAAGUCCACAAAACUACCUCUGUGAUUAAGAAUAAGUUGACAGAAGAACAUAUGAGACUUAUAGGAAAUGGUCCAUUGUUAGAUAUAGAUCUUGUUUUUAAUGGACAACUUUUACACCAUUUUCUGUUAAGAGGGGUAACGAAUGUGAACCCAGACGUUAUAUCAUUCAACAUUCUAGGGGAGAAGGGAAACAGUAGAAAGAGAAAAAAUGGUGAAAGGCUACGAGAGCUAAUUCUUGGACUGAAGGACCCAAAUGAAAAGGAUAGUUCUUGCAAGGAUGUGGAGACCACAUUCGAGAAGUUCAAUUUUACUAAUGACGAAGAUGUUGUCAAUGUUGCAUUGGCACUAUUCAUUGAAAUGGUAAUGAUUGAAAAAGACAAGAAAACCCAAUUUGAUGUGAAUAUAUUUGGGAUUGUCGAUGACCAUGAAGUCUUUGAUAAUAAUAAUAUAAGGACUCAUCAUGAUGAGGGGGACAAUAAUGAGGGGAUUUCUCGUGAUAAUAAUAUUGAUUAUGGUAACAAUACAAAGGUUCAUCAUACCAGUGCAGAAGAUCUCCCUUAUACCCACAAAGAAACCUACCAUGGAGAAGAUCCCCUUCAAACCAGUGCAGAAGAACAUGUCAACGAACAUGUCAAUACAGAGAUUCAUCAGGCCAAUGAUGCAUGUGCAUUUAGAAGUUGCACUCAAAACUUGACCUGUGAUGCUUUGAUGGAGCCAGAGGGAAUCGCUUCUAAGAUCUGGUUAGAAGGUCUUGAAAUGAAGGAUGGCAAAGUGGCAAGCUUGUUGGAUCACGAAGCACACAUGAGGUUUUGGGUGGACUCUCGCUUCUUUACUGACUACGUGCUUGGACAAUAUAAAGAAUACAAGCCAAUGUGGACAGAUGUUAACUUCUUAUUUGGCCAAUCAACAUCAAACAACACUUGCUUAUACUUGCCAUCAAUUUAG